Messenger RNA from Falco peregrinus (peregrine falcon), 3192 nucleotides. RefSeq names its product chromosome 2 C4orf33 homolog (gene C2H4orf33). The transcript is spliced from 6 exons. The coding region runs from base 145 to 750 and encodes 201 amino acids. The record is from RefSeq and is a predicted model, not a curated record. NCBI's taxonomy places the organism in Eukaryota, Metazoa, Chordata, Aves, Falconiformes, Falconidae.
CCCCGCCCCGCCCUCUCCGCCCGCAGCGGCCCCCGGCGGCGCCAGGGUCAGGUGGCAGCGGGCCCGCCCCGCGCGCGCGGCAGCGCUGUGGCGGGAGGCGCGCGGCCUGCUGUCGAGGCGGGUCGCUUUCCGGGGGCGCAGCGGAUGCCUGGAGCUAUGGAAUUUACAAUUAAACACACAUGGGAUGGUUUACCUUUGAGCCAUGAGCCGGUAACAAUUGGGCUGAAGUCGGACAGUGCAGGACUGCUAAUGGAAGUGAAUGCUCCCUUCUUUAAUGACCCUGCAGCACCACUUGGAGAGCCAGGGAAACCUUUUAGUAGACUGUGGGACUAUGAAGUUGUAGAAGCAUUUUUCCUGAGUGACAGAACUGAACAGUAUUUAGAAGUUGAACUUUGUCCUCAUGGACAACACUUGUUGCUGCUGCUUUCUGGCAGAAGAAGAGUAUGGAAAGAAGAACUUCCUUUAAGGUUUGAGGUGACCAGAAUGAAAACCAAAUGGGAGGGUAAAGCUUACCUUCCUUGGAAUUAUUUUCCACCAUGCACUAACAAAUUCAACGCAUUUGCAAUUCAUGGCUCAGGAGAAGAAAGAAAAUAUGAAGCUCUUCAUCCUGUGCCUCAGCAUGAACUACAGGAAGGACAGAAACCAGAUUUUCAUCGCCUGGAAUUUUUCAAAGAUUUGAACCUGAAAGGACUGAUGGGCGAAGAUUGGAAGCAGCCUGAAUCAGAUAUAUGGAAGUCUCUCACUAGUUAAAUGGAUUGAGGCAUAAAUUUUUAUAUCAUUAAGGUUGGAUGAAGCUGUAUGGAAACAAAUCUUCAUUCUGAGCAGAGUUUGUAAAUAUCAGACUAGUAAGGCUUUCCUUGAAACCAAAAUCGUUGAUCUAUCUUAAAAUCAACUGUAAAGCAUCUGGGCCAAUUGAUGCUAAAUGUAUGAAGUAUGCAGUGGCUUGUGUUUCAAUUCAUGUGGGUAUGGAGUUCUUCAUGUGUGCAAGGGCUAAUCUGCUCCUACCAAUGAAGGGGAAAAAAUGUGCUAAAAUUACAUCUGUGUUUUCAUGAGAGCUCUAAACCUGACAAGGCUAAUAUCUGGCUUGGGAUAUUUCAGUUUCCUGUAGUUGCUGAAUUUCUGCUGUAUUUUCACUGCUGCUUGUUUGUUUCUUGGCUGUUGAAUGGGAUUCUUAUGUGCCUGAAGUUUUUGAUUGCAAUCAGGAGAAAGGAUGCCUCCUUCAGAACAGAAAAGAAUAUAGCUAUCAUGGCAUUUUGUGGCCCAGUACUUGCAUUACAAGAUGCUGUGGAGGUAUAAUACUACCUCAUCCUAUACCUUCCUAUACUUGAAGUUUUCCCUUUCACAGUCCUGAAGGGGGAACUUAAUCUCUGUUGCUUUAUUAGCAGACCUCUCUGUCUCAAAUUCAGUGUGGAAUUUUUAGUGAUAUGUAGGUACAGGAGGUAAAUUGACAAAAGAUUUUAUGUAUUCCAGGAAAAGUUUCUGGGAAAAAUAACGUUAAAUAAAGUCUUUUGAUAGAGUUGUGUGCCUACAAAAGCUGGUUUGUUCCAAGACCUUGUCACAUCACCUUGAUUCAUCUCAGACGUAUGAGAAUUUUUUUUGCAUGCCAUGUAAAGUUGGAAAGAGUCUUAAUUGUAUGUUGCCUACAUUUUCUACAUAUGGGCGUGAAUAUUUUUAACAGUACUGAAUACUGUUAAAUGGUAACAUCUAAUCUGUAAACUCUCACCGAAUUUACAAGUGAGAUGUUCUUUUUUUGUCUAGCAUAGUAAGUGCUGCUUGAUUGUGGCUGCUGAUUUGAUUCUAUAUAAAUUAACUUAGAGAAUGGGAAGCUUACCCAGUCUGAAAAAUAGGUGAUUUUAAAAGCAAACUUUGAUUUAGUUCAGAAUGAGGAUUCAGACUAAGACAUGGUCCGCAGUCCUUUACUAGAAAGAGCACUUCCUGUAUCCUCUUGUAAUGUCAUCAUCACAGGGUACAAAUUGGUCAUGUUCUCUGGUUUUGUGAGAAGGAUUGUUUUGGGAGUCUGAGAAAAUACGGCUUAGUCAUAGCUGAGGGAGUAUCUUUCAGGAGUUAUGCCCUGAGCGUCUGGUGUUGGGUCUCAUCCUUUGGUGUAGCAUUUUCUGCUGAAUAGCUUGGAAUCCUACAAGUUCCUGGAACGAACUGGUCGUCUUGUAUGUAGUCUAACAUCCUGCUCAAAGCAGGGCUGUUGUUGAAGCUGGAUGAGUUUGCUCAGGACUUUGUCGAGUCUUGAGUAACUCGAAAGAUGGAGCUUCAAAUGCUCUGGGCAGCCUGUUUCAAUACUCAGGUAGUUCUGUUAUGAAAACUUAGCUAAUUGCCAUUUCCUAUGAUGCAACUUCUAUCCGUUGCCUUUUGUCCUUCCGCUGUGUGUCUCCAAGAGGAGUGACUUCCUGUAACUACCGAUUAGGUAACUGAACGUAACUGUUGGCUCCCCGUGGAUUUCUUUAAAUGUUGUCAUUCUCUGUUUGCCUUUCAUGAAUCUCAUUAGUAAGCACCUUCCAGUCAGAUAAUACUGGCAGACAACUUAAAAGUGUAACUUGGGUUGUAACUCAGAGGCAGCAAUGCUCCCAGGCCUUUCUUGUUUAUUUAGUUGGUAAAUGAUUCUAAAAAUCUUCUGUGUAGCUUUAGACACCAAAGUGCUUGUAAAGUUUUACACAAGACUGUGGUCUCCAAGUCAUAUUACUAAAAGAAUUCUCUGUUCUCUUCUGAGCUUGUACGCAAUAAUAACCGUAGUCUGAUGGUCAUGUUUUCUCUACUAUCUUAAAAUCUAACCCUACUUGUAAAUUCUGCCUGAGGAGAAAAGUUGGGAAUACCCUGCCUUUGUGAAGAACAUCUCAGUGUGAUUAGUAUCAGAGAUAGACUGUUACUUCAGAAGUUUUGUUUGGCUUUAGGUUCACUCUUUGUGCUUUCUGUUUUAUAGAACUGUACUUCCAAAUUUAAGGAUAUUAGUUUUUUUUCAGAUGCAGGCUUUGGCAUGUCAUUGCACUCAGCCAUCCGAUUGGUUUUGCUCUCUUUUAAUUAGACACUAUGGAUUCCUUGCUAUAAAGUGCCAUCUGUUGAAAAUUACAAGUAUUGUACAUUCAGUUGUUUGCCGCCUUUCUACCUUCAAUCCAUGUAGUUUUCUAAAGAAUGACAUCUGUCUGAAAUACUGAAUAAUCCAAUAAAUGUUGAUUAAAAACA